Molecule: messenger RNA, 942 nt
Organism: Acanthosepion pharaonis
Lineage: Eukaryota; Metazoa; Mollusca; Cephalopoda; Sepiida; Sepiidae
Source: the annotation of a GenBank genome assembly
AUGUCCUCUCUUCCUCUAUUUUCAUUCUCCUUUUCUUCCAUCCUUUUUUCUUUCUUUUGUUCCCUACCUCCUUACACAUUCCUACUAAUGUCUUUCUCUCUUCCCAUAUUAUUAUAUCUCUCUUUUGAGACUUUCAUACUCUUUCUUUCUUUCUUUCUUUCUUAUAAUAUCCUGCUUUGCAUAUUGCUUUUUUCCCCGGAAGUGCUGUUCGUUUGUUCCUUCCUUCUUUCUUCCUUUCUUUCAUUCCUUCCUUUCUUUCUCCCUUCCUUCCUUCCUUCCUUCCUUCCUUCCUACCUUCCUUCCUUCUUCCUUCCUUCCUCUCUCCUUCCUUCCUUCCUUCCUUCCUUCCUUCCUUCCUUCCUUCCUCACUUACUUCCUUUUUCUUUCCCUCCAUUCUUUCUUUCUUUCUUUCUUUCUUUCUUUCUUUCUUCUUUUUUUAUUUUUGUUUACAUUUUUCUCACAAAUUUCACGUUUCUUUCUUUCUCUCUUUCUUUCUUUCUUUCUUUCUUUCUUUCUUCUUUUCUUUAUCCCUCACACUUGUAUUCUUUCUUUCUUUCUCUCUUCUAUUUUGUAACGAGGAAAAUCUGCUUUUAUUUACUUUGUCUCUUUAUUUUAUUUGUUUGUUUCUUCUUUUUCUUUCUUUCUUCCUUUUAUUUCGUAACGAGUAAAGUCUGCACAUUUCAAGCUAUUCCAUAUUUUUACAUGCGAAAUAAAUAUAUCUUUUUUGCAUUCUUUCUUUUUUUUCUAUCACUUUUCUUUCUUUCUUUCUUUCUUUCUUCUAUUUCAUAUUUAUUUAUUUAUUUCUGUUUUUCCUUCAUUUUUCGUUUUGUCUUUCUUUCUUUCUUAGAUAUCUCUAUCUAUCUAUCUAUCUAUCUAUCUAUCUAUCUAUCUAUCUAUGUACUAAUAUUAUUUUUCAUUUCUUUCUUUUAUUAUUCUUUCUGA